GCGCGUAGCCGAGGCGGACACGCAACAACAUGCAUGUCUUGGUCUGUUUCUGUGAACCGAGGUGAACGGAGGCUCCGCUGCUGCUGACCGGCCGAGUGCAACAAUCAAGGUUCCCUAGAAAACCUUUCUCUGGUCUUUAGAGCAGCAACUGUCAGAUUUGCCCGCUGAACGGCACAAGUCAUGUACCAGGUGGUUCCCGGAGGAGCGGGAGGCACAAUUACAGAUGUUAUCCCCAAGCAGAAACGCAGCAAGGACACUCGACCCUUGGUCGGGGCUGGAGUAAUCGGCUUGGUGCUGGUAAUUGCAGCAGUGACUGCAUGGUGUUAUUACAUCGCUUCACUACGCAAAGCUGAGCUGCUUAAGACUCAGCUCCUGGAUCUGAAUAAAGAUGGCUACAUUAUCCGCAACCAGGGAGGGUCUAUUGUCUUUAGAAUGGAUUUCAGGUCGGGUACGCUGGAUUUGGAUUCCUGCUCCAAAGAAGGGGAGCUUCUGAGCUGCGGACGCACCACUGACAGACAACUGAACUUCUUCAUUGAGACCGUGCGACCCAAAGACACAGUGCAGUGCUACCGUGUGCGCUGGGAGGAACUGGUUCCUGACAUUCCUGUCGAGCAUGCCAUGACAUACACGUUUGCACACUGGUAUGGUGGCGCAGUGUCAGCUAUUCAACACUGGCCUAUUUCUAUUCACGGCCAACAGCCUCCCAAGCCCUUUGUCACCGGUGACAUCUACUCUAACCGCAAUGAAUUUGGCGGAAUCUUGGAAAGUUAUUGGCUUUCAUCCAACGCUACGGCCAUCAAGAUAAAUAAUUCAGUGCCCUUCCACCUGGGCUGGAAUGACACGGAGAAGACCAUGUCCUUCCAGGCGCGAUACAACGACAGUCCCUUCAAGCCAAACCCAGGAGAGGCCCCAUGCGCUGAGCUGAGCUACAGAGUGUGCGUGGGUUUGGAUGUGACGUCCAUACACAAGUACAUGGUCCGCAGGUACUUCAACAAGCCAAACAAAGUGCCAGCCAAGGUCAUGUUUCGCCAUCCGAUCUGGUCGACCUGGGCGCUCCAUAAGACGGACAUUGACCAAGAGAAAGUCUUGAUGUACGCCGCCAACAUUCGCAAAUACAAGUUCAACUGUAGCCACCUGGAGGUAGACGACCGCUACACCAGCCGCUACGGAGAAUUUGAGUUUGACCAAACCAAGUUCCCCAAUGCCUCGUCCAUGUUCCAAAGGCUGAAAUCUGAUGGAUUUCUGGUGUCGCUCUGGACUCACCCUUUUGUUAACUAUGACUCUGAAAACUUCCACACUUGCGUCGAGCGGGGGCUGUUUGUCCGGGAGCCCACAGGCCGGCUGCCGGCCAUGGUGCGCUGGUGGAAUGGCGUCGGUGCUAUUUUGGACUUCACCAAUCCAGAAGCCCGCGAUUGGUUUUCCUCCCAGCUUCGUUCGCUGCGCUCCAGGUACGGAGUGUCCUCUUUUAAAUUUGACGCGGGGGAGACCAACUACUUGCCAUGGAAAUUUAGCACCAGAACUCCCAUUCGGGACCCGAGUUUCUUCACAAGACGUUACACGGAAAUGGCGAUUCCCUACAACGACAGAGCGGAGCUGCGCAGUGGCUACCAGUCCCAGAACAUAUCCUGCUUCUUCAGACCAAUUGACAGAGACUCUGUUUGGGGCUACGAGCUGGGCCUCAAGUCUCUUAUCCCCACCGUGCUCACCAUCAGCAUUCUGGGCUAUCAGUUUAUUUUACCAGACAUGAUCGGAGGGAAUGCAUAUCUGAACCGCACAGACGGGAACGGCGUCUUACCCGAUCGAGAACUCUACAUCCGCUGGCUGGAGCUGUCGGCCUUCAUGCCGUCCAUGCAGUUCUCUAUUCCGCCAUGGGCGUACGACAACGAGGUGGUUGAAAUUGCUCGUAAAUACACAGCCCUCCACGAGAGUAUCGUUGCGCCUCGGGUCCUGGAGCUGGCCGGCGAGGUGCUGGACACCGGGGACCCAAUCAUACGGCCCCUGUGGUGGAUCGCCACAGGGGAUGAAACGGCCUAUAAAAUCGACUCCCAAUUCCUGAUUGGGGAUGACCUCAUGGUAGCCCCAGUUCUAGAGCCUGGAAAGCAAGAACGGGACAUCUACCUGCCUGCUGGCCAUUGGAGAAGCUACAAGGGGGAGAGGUUUGAUAUCAAGGAGCCGCUGCACCUCACGGACUAUCCUGUCGAUCUGGAUGAAAUUGCUUACUUUGUUUGGGUGUAGCACAGCCGAACAGACUGGAUAAGCCUCUGCUGCAAUUUGCUUGUAAGACAAGCAACACACAUUUUGCUUUUAACCUUGUAUGAAACAGUUCUUCGAAAAACCUUUUCUAAAAGAAGACUUUUUUAAAAUUAUAACUACAUAACAUCACAAAUGUGAAAUGCUCAAAUCCUCAUCUCAUUUUUGUAUUUCAUAAUAAUAAUAAUGCAUUUUAUUUGUAAAGUGCUUUUCAUUCAAAAGGAAUCUCAUCGUGCUACAGAGCCAGUAGAUAUGUUAAAAACAAACUAGAAUAGGAAAGAAAAAAGCUGGCAGGGAUUUAAAACAAUGUCAAAAACGCCUCCCUGAAUAAAAAGGUUUUUAGGCCGGUCUUAAAAGAGUCCAGUAUCUGUGUGUGUUUGUGUGUGUGUGUGUAUGUAUAUAAUGUUUCUGGUUUAUUGGAAAUGUAGCUAGUUACGGUUCAGAGUUUUUAAGGAGAGACUGUAGCUUUUGCUAACUGGCUGUAUGUGGCCACUGUGGGCAGAUGAUGAAUGUGAUAUAAUAGUAGCAUAAGCAGAAGAGUUAUACAAAGUUUCUGUGUUUAGAGUUGAACCCAUAAGCUUCUGGUCAUACCAGCAUGACAGUUUAAAAGUUACAUAGUCUCACUUUAAAGCCACGUAUAUGAAACAUUUGUCAAAAAGGGAAUAUGCAAACUGUGAAUUAGAUAAGGCAUAUUUGUCAUUGUGUGCCUUUUAAAGAGGACGUUACAUUUAAGCCAAACCGAUUGUACAGCGUCGUUAGCGCCAUUACGCCACAGAAAACUUCUCUAUUGACUUCCUUUGGAUUUCCCUUUGACACUAAUGCCUUCUCGACUCUGCUGCGAGAUGCUUUUCAGGAAGUCUGGUUUUAUGCUCCGCUUAUGGGGAUGAAGGCUUGAAGUGUAAUCAUUACAAACUGCAAGUGAUCUCAUCUGUGGAACACAGUGUCAUGUAACUCCUCUCAGUCCAGGAGAAGAGGCCUUUUAUUAGCCACUAAAUAUGUGUUGCUCCUUCUCAGGUUACAGCGUCUUCUGGUGUGUCUUGAGGUGUCUUUCUUUUUGCUUUGCUGACUCCAAAUCCUGCAAAACAACUUGUGUGUAAUACAUUGAUCACAAUAACGAAUCGAUAAUGGUCCGGUUACUUUACACUUAUUGGCAUGCAGAAUGAAAGUCUAUCGGUGCAAUGAAUUUAAUUAUCAAAUUUAAUGCUACAAUGUAUUUUGUCACCUUUUUUUUUUUUUUUUGUUAGGCGAUAUCUAAGUGCCAUGUGUUAAUAUUUAAUCCACAUAUCUAUGUAAUGUGUUACUAUGCUAUAUAUUUAAUAUUUUACGUUGAUUGUAUUGUACAUUUAUUAAGUGAUCUUUUUGUUAAUUUAACCCUUAAUGGGCUGAGUUAACAAUAAUAAUAAUAAUAAUAAUGCAUUUUAUUUGUAAAGCACUUUUCAUUCAUAAAGAAUCUCAGAGAAUCUCAGUCUCUAGUUAACCCUUCUUGUGCAAUUGUAUGGUCAACAGAUUGUUCCACAAAAUAUAAUUUAAUAUUAUGAAUAUUGCUGCACACGUCUAAAAAACAAUGCUUUCAGUGCAUCGUGUGAUUUUGCAGACGAACAGAGGAAACUCUGUAUUGAUUGUCUCCUCAAACUAAGUCACAUAUUUCAAAAGUGAAAGCAAUAAAGAAUAAAAUUGGGAAAAAUUAACAUUUUCUUCCUGUGGCUUCUGCAAUGAUAAAACUAACGUAUAUGAAAUAACGAAAAGGAAACGUCCACAUUCUUUUGGUCCAAUAUAUUCUCAUUUGUUAAUGCUUUUUUAAAUAUAUUUUUGUCUCCCGCUGCCUGUGUGGCAUGCAGUUGUGUGUGCCUUCUGACAGUUUCUUCACAACAACCUAUGUAUAGCAGUUGUCACUCAGCAUCUGGGCCGACCUCGCAGGCUAUUUCUGUCUCAGCCUGCAUAUCUCGGACUGACUCGCUUUGCUUUUGGCUCUUUUGACCCGGGGUGUGCCUCCUGUUAUUGCAACUAAACAUUGCACUAGUUUAGUUGAGUGUGCAAAUUUGAUGUUUGUUGUUUUGUAUGAAUGCAUUAAAAAGAAUCAAGUUUGUGAGC
Molecule: messenger RNA, 4341 nt
Organism: Cyclopterus lumpus (lumpfish)
Lineage: Eukaryota; Metazoa; Chordata; Actinopteri; Perciformes; Cyclopteridae
Gene: myorg
Product: myogenesis regulating glycosidase (putative)
Exons: 3
Coding region: 181-2235 (684 amino acids)
Biological process (GO): carbohydrate metabolic process; skeletal muscle fiber development
Molecular function (GO): hydrolase activity, hydrolyzing O-glycosyl compounds
Source: RefSeq, a predicted model, not a curated record